Molecule: messenger RNA, 4442 nt
Organism: Colias croceus (clouded yellow)
Lineage: Eukaryota; Metazoa; Arthropoda; Insecta; Lepidoptera; Pieridae
Gene: alpha-Man-IIa
Product: alpha-mannosidase 2
Exons: 20
Coding region: 252-3743 (1163 amino acids)
Biological process (GO): N-glycan processing; mannose metabolic process; protein deglycosylation
Cellular component (GO): Golgi membrane
Molecular function (GO): carbohydrate binding; alpha-mannosidase activity
Source: RefSeq, a predicted model, not a curated record
AAAGCCUGAGCAAAAAGCCGUAUUUGCCGUAUUGAAAGGAAAGAAAGAAAUAAAAAUUAAUUAAUAACGGUGUCAAGUGCAAUCAUCCAUAAAAUAAUAAAACCACUAUCAAAUCUGUUUAUUUCCUCACCAUUCUUGAGCCAGUGUAUUGGCAUAAACAAACAUGAUUUAUAAAGUGGAAACAUAUAUUUAAACUAAAACUUCCUAUCUACGUUUCGUUCAUCUGAGUUAAAUACAAAAAGGGCAAAAAGAUGAGGUUAAGAAGACUUUCGGCGGUUUUUUGGGCAACAUGUAUUAUAGCUUUCUUAUUUAUUCUUUAUGUUGUUACCGACUUAACAUUUAAAUUGCCAAGUAUUAAGCCUGUCAUGAUGGAAUUAGAUGAUAGCAAAUGGUCAUCAUUUGAAUCAAAACUGCGUCACAUAGAGAAUGAACUUAAUGAGCAUCACGCUGUGGUUGGUGAGAUUAAAACCGCCAUGGAUCAGAUAGUGGAUCGCUCAGCAGAGAAUCCUCCGAUGAAGAAACCCAAGACUCAAAAGAAACUGGCUAAAAUAAGAGAGUUUAAGGUUGUGGGCGAUGAACCUCCAAGAAUGCAUCUAAAGAAUAAAGUUGAUAUGUCUUACUGUCCAAUUUAUCAACAGAGCUCAAAAACAGAUGUACAGAUGCUGUCCAUGUAUGAAAGAAUAACAUUUGAUGAUAAAGACGGUGGAGUGUGGAAGCAAGGUUGGGACAUUGAAUACAAAGAGAGCCAGUGGAGCAGCAAGAAUAAACUGAAAGUAUUCAUUGUUCCACAUUCACACAAUGAUCCAGGAUGGAUAAAAACAUUUGAGAAUUACUACAAGACGCAAACAAAAGCAAUAUUUACAAAUAUGGUUGAAAAAUUAUCAGAAGGCAUCGGCAGGAAGUUUAUUUGGGCUGAAAUCAGCUUUCUAUCCUUGUGGUGGACUAUGGAUGCAACUGAGAAAGAGAAAGUUGCUUUUCAAAACUUACUUAAAGCGGGAAAAAUCGAGAUAGUCACAGGUGGAUGGGUAAUGAACGACGAGGCGAAUUCACACUGGAUGUCUAUUAUACAACAGCUGACUACAGGCCACCAAUGGCUGACGGAGAACCUAGGUUAUACACCGAGAAACAGUUGGGCUAUAGAUCCCUUCGGAUAUUCUAGCACUCAACCUUAUUUACUGAAGCUUACUGGGUUUGAAAACUCUUUGAUACAGAGAGUACACUAUAGGGUGAAGAAGGAAUUAGCUAUGGACAGGCAAUUGGAAUUCAAAUGGAGGCAACUCUGGGAUGGCAGUGGCAAAACCGAUAUGUUUACCCACAUGAUGCCAUUUUACUCAUAUGAUAUACCUCACUCUUGUGGCCCUGAUCCAAAGAUAUGUUGUCAAUUUGACUUCAAAAGGCUCCCUGGCAAUGGAGUAACCUGUCCUUGGGGUGUGGCGCCCAGGAAAAUUAUUCAGAAAAAUGUGGGAGAGAGGGCAUCACUAAUAUUGGAUCAAUGGCGUAAAAAGGCGCAAUUAUACCGCAGCAACGUGGUACUGUUUCCGCUCGGCGACGACUUCCGGUACGACCGCUCCAAUGAAUGGGACCACCAGUACCAGAACUAUGAAAUGCUCAUUGAUUAUAUUAAUAAUAAUGACGCGUGGAAUGCUGAGAUUCAAUUCGGCACCCUUAACGACUAUUUCAAAGCAUUACACGAAGAGAUGAAAAUGUCCGAUUUCCCGGUGCUCACUGGGGACUUCUUUACGUACGCGGAUAGGAACCAACAUUACUGGAGCGGGUAUUACACUUCCAGACCGUUCUAUAAGAAUAUGGAUAGAGCGCUACUGGGAUAUGUAAGGGCAGCGGAAGCGAUAACUUCCCAAGCGGUAUCUUCCCGCUCAGUGACGUACAUCCUGUCUCUCCAACUGCGCGACCGCGUGGAGCGUGCGCGGCGCUCGCUCGCGCUGUUCCAGCACCACGACGGGGUUACCGGCACCUCUAAGGACGAAGUUGUCGUGGAUUAUGCCAAGAAGUUACACCAAGCCAUCAAAGACUGUCAGUCAGUGAUCCAGCAAGCGGCCUACUACCUGCUCAAACAACCGGCCAUUCAAGACCAAACCCAAGAGGAUAUUUACUUCGAUAUCGAUGAUAUAUGGCAGCGGCAUGAUGAAAUACCAACAAGAAUUACUAUAGCCCUGGAUGAAGUGUCUCCGUCUAGACGGAUAGUGCUGUAUAACGCGCUGGCCUUCAAGAGGCAGGAGAUAUUGACUGUUAUCGUUUCGUCACCGCAUGUUGAGGUAUUCGACCCAGAUGGUAGUCCAAUAAUGGCGCAAAUAACCCCCGUGGUAUCGGGCGAGCGUCGUCUGGGCUUCGCUGCGAACAAGUUCCAGCUGUCGUUCCCGGUCAGCGUGGACGCGCUCGCGCUGACCACGUACAGCGUGUCGCUGAGAGACAGCAUGAGCAUUAACAAAUACACAUCGUUCGCGCGGAUCCGCGUGUACAACGCGGACUACUGGUCCAUAGAGUUACCAAAAAUGUUCCCCAUAGAGCAGCCAGCAGCAAGACUAGCUGAUGACGUCACCCUGCAGGCCGGCAACAGUACGCGCGUGUUGGCCACCAAGCACGGGCUGGUGAAGGCCAUCAUAUCCAGCGAUGGGAAGACCACGCCGGUGCAUAUGGAUUAUGUACAGUAUGGUACCCAAAAGCUACAAGACAACAACAGUGGCGCAUACCUAUUCAUCCCGGAUGGACCGGCGCAACAGUUCAAUUUGGACGCAUACCCUGAAUUGGUUAUAACUGAAGGACCCUUCAAGGCUAGCCUGUACACGGCGUUAGUUGGACCUAAAACCGCUGAGAUUAUAUUAGCUGUAUCAGUAUACAACAACCCGUCGUUACCGCAAAGCGAAAUAGAAAUAACGAACACGUUCCUGAUAGACCCGAAGGUGGAUGAUAUGGAGCUGGCCAUGAGGUUCUCUACCGGUAUUAAGAAUGGCGACGUUUUCUAUACUGAUGUUAAUGGCAUGCAGAUGAUAAAACGUCGCUAUUUCGACAAACUACCGCUCCAAGCGAACUUCUACCCGCUGCCAGCGGCUGCGUACAUCGAGGACGAGUCGACCCGCCUCACUAUACUCACUUCUACGCCGCUAGGGGUCGCUGCACUGCAACCCGGUCAAAUUGAGAUAAUGCAAGACCGUCGUUUAUCCCGCGACGACAACCGCGGCGUGAACCAGGGCGUGCUGGACAACGUGCGCACGCGGCACUGCUUCAGGCUCCUCGUAGAACACGCCACUUCGCCCUGCUCUCGUUCCCGCGGCGACAAGCUAUACGGGCACUUAUCCCUCGGCGCGCACGUGUCCCAGCACACGCAGCUCCAACCCCUACGAGUGCUGCUACACGCUGCGGACGAGAACUCGCCCCGACCGAUGUACACACGUGCGUUGCGAUCGGCCGCGGAUAUAGUGCUCGCGUCGUUCAGAUCGCAUGUUGCUGUUACGAAUAAAGACGGUUCAACCUACCACGGUAUGGGACUGACACUGCAGCGAGUACAACUCGAGAAAUGCUACAACAACAGAGCUAUCUCUAAGUUUUACACAGUUAGCGAUGGACAGGUACAACUGACCGAUAUGAUAGACGUCCAACCGGACCACGUAUACGACAGCUCACUCACAUUCCUGCACAUUAAGAACCCGCUCCCCGACGCAUUACUCGUACUAUGUCCCAUGGAAGUGCGAUCUGUUUUCAUCAACAUGACGCUCAAACACGGCUGAAUGAACGAGACUGAACGAAUGAACGAUAUUAUAGUACAUUUUCAUAGUGAAGACUGCCAAAGUCCAAUUCCUACUUGAAUUAAAUAUAAACUGAGAUACGAUCUUUUGAAAUAAACGGUUGAAGAUAAUACAUACUUUACAGCGCAUGUAAUAAAGUGCAUAAUAGACUGAGAGUGAAUGGAAAGUGAAUUCAAAAGCGACUGAUUAAUUUCUUAACUUUGUAAGUCUAAAUAACUCGUUUCGCUCUCUCUCUGUCCUAAUUUUCCUCAAAUACAGUAGAAUGUAGAUAAAUAGACAACUUAAUCCUAUUCAUAAUAUAUAUAAUAAUUACAUAAAUAAUUAAUAUAUAAUAUAAUAAUUACAUAAAUAAUUAAUAUAUAAUAUAAUAAUUACAUAAAUAAUUAAUAUAUAAUAUAAUAAUUAAAUAAUUUAUAUUUUCAACAUAAAGAAGCAAUAAAUAUAAGGAUAGAACAUAUUGUAUCGUAAAAUUAGCGGUGUACGGACAUAAUAUAAAAUUGUAAAUAGCUGCUAUUUCUAGCUAAUUUUUAUAUUUCUAGAAUUCAACUAUAUAGUAACUAAUUUAAUUAAUACGGCAGCAUUUUUUUGUUAAUUGUUAAAUAAUUUUUCAUGAAAAUUGAAUAUGUUACUUAUUUUUGUGAUAUGUUUGCGUUUGUGAUUAUAAAAAGUAUAUUUUGUAUG